AUGCCAGGACCGAGUUUCAAGUACGGACAGCAUCGCGCGUCAUUGCGUGGCGCUGACAAGGUGCCAAUCAGCGAUGCAGCAUGGCGAAAAUCCUCAGCACGCAUCGUAAAAGCUGCGGACGUGAGUGGAACAAAAUAUUCGCUAGAUGCACUUACGGACGAGGGCGUUCCCUGCCUUUUCUACGAUCAGGCGCUGCGAAAAUUCGACAUGCGCACACUCAAGGUUGAUCCAAAGCUGCAUUUCAUCCACGUGCUUGAGAAACAAAGUGCCCAUGUUGAUCUAGCGAAAGUGGUAAGACAUUUAUCGUUGAGAAAGUGGAAAUUGAUUUACAUCGUAUUCUCAGAAUAGGCGCCUUGUAAUUCUAAGGCCAAUGAGAUUGGUACUAGGGACGGUCAUGUGUCGGAGAUCGAAGUAUGACAACUUCUUCCAUAGUCUAUUUCGGAACAACUACAGGAAGCAGAUGUCUUGUUUUCAAUCAAAAAGUAAGAGCAAACACCCGGUCACCUUUUUACAGGCACCAUGGAAGAGCGAGGGAAUGGAGCCACCGCUGAUGAUCCGCCUUGUGGCGAUAAAAGCAGUUCACAGUGGAGCUGAGGGCCUGCGAAGAUUUAAGUACGACAAAUCGCUAGGAAAUCACCGGAUGGUGUAUGUAAUCGUCCAGAUGGUCCUCGUGAUUGAAAUUUUGACUACAACUGUGUGUGACAAUUGCCAGUGCCACGACCUUGAAGGAAGCUAAUUCCUCUAUCCUUUCUUCUAAAAGAAGUCAGGAAGCUGGGUUGGACCACGACCUGCUUGACGAAGACACGGCAGUGGUGAUCGAGUAUGACCCACAAGGUUUUCUGGAUGAGCAGAUGGGUGCCCCACCACUAUCUCCGACAACGGCUCGAAGUUUUAAGGCUCCACCUAAUCCAUCUCGGUACGCGGAUUCCUCAAUAACAUAUAUUUGUCAGGCGCAUGUUGUACAGGGAUGGACUAAUAUGGCUUAGCCGGAAGAACUCGUCUGGGAAAUCUUAGGCAGCUCGCCGAAUAGAUUCAAAUAAUCGAUAUGGCUUAGCUCUAAUGGUUCAAAGGGGAGGAAAGUACUUGAGCAGGUGGGCACUAAGGUGGUCUCGUUUUUUGGAGGCGCUCCAAAGAAACUAGGGGCGGCGGAAGAAGAGGAUGGAACAGGAGGUACUUUAAGGGCACACAGAAGAUGAUGUGAUAGAGUGAAACCGUUCUCGCGGUGUUUAAUGCAGGAGGAACACUAGUUGAUGCACCUUUCCGAACCACUUGCUGUACAGAUUUUUGAGUGAAAGUGCAGGAUGGAGGACUAACCCACAAGUCCCGCGCCAUAAACAUUUCUAUUUCAUCAUCUAUUAGGUGUACAGUUCGCCUACCUCUUAAAGGGUCCAAAGACGGACAUCGGGUCUGUGCUUCAGACCGCAUUGAAUGCCAUCGAUUUCAAGACGCAAGCUGCGGAUGGCGCGAAAUUAGUGCAGGGGCUUUUGCGUGUGAAGCGGUUACGCAGAGUCGUUCUUGCAAUGACAAAAACAAAACGUGUGGAGAAGAUAUCGAUAGUACUACUUCGAUGCCUCCGCUUCUGUAAGAAGAGUCGGCAUCUACUUAGAUGAAUACAAUAUAAGUCGUAGAUGAAGCUCCUCUUCGUGUUGUGGCGGAGACCUGAUGAAGAGAGGGCGUUUCUCUGGAAUGUGUGAAUUGAAAACCACAGGUUGGAGGCACGGAGCAGAUGCUUGCGAACGUGUAUGAGGAUGAAAUGAGGGAGGACAUAGUAGAGCUAGCUUUCAAAGGCGGAACGCAUUAAGGCAUCCAAGAGAGCACUCUCAGCAUCAUCCUUGGGUCUUUCCCAAAGCAGAAAAGUAACCAAGGAGGGCGUCAGGGAUGCGAACGUGAUAGCUUUAAACAUUUAUUCCGCCAUAUGCGUUUCCCGUCUCGCCUUCAGAAUGGUCGGACGGAUCGACCGACACAAUAGCAGAUAAAGUCGCGCAGGACACUCGAAUUACGCGCAUGUGCAGACACAAUCUCGCUCGCUUUCUGCAUGAGUAAUUUUGGAUCUAGAGCCUUUGCUAUCCUACAGGCCUUUUUUUCAGAGUGUUUUAUCGUGGUUGAGAUCUUCGCUCAGUUCUUUCCGUGGUUAAUGAGACGGCGUCGAGCUAUUGACUUUUUCCUUCGUGUUCACCGUCGGAGUAAUCAAUGGUCGCUCUUUUGCAGCAAUCCAAUGGCAAUCCUUCACACUCUGGAAUACGGUCACAGAUUGCGUUUGUGCAUACUCGUAGGUGUCAGCUGUUUUAUCUGGCGAUUCGAAAAUUUGACCCUGUGGCGCUCAAGUUCUUGUUGAGCAAGGACGCGGCAAAAUUGGAGAUGCGCGUUCCGUCUCGCGUACUAGACGCCAUGGCGAUGGAUGUGCAGCAAUUACGACAGUCCUUCCAUGGGUCAUUCGCUGAUAGACGUGUAGCAGCCUCCUUGACACGCUGCACGGCCUUAGCCUGUCAAAUUAGGGCUCUUACUGUUGUAAUUUGACCUCUCUAAAUUAGAUCUAGUUCCAGGCACAUAAGUAUCUGUGACAGUGACUUUCCAAGUUUUCAACUGUAGGGAAAUCGUAGAUUAUCUGCAGUUGAGAGAUGUAUGUAUGAGAUAGAUAGAUGGCUCAAUUGGAUGGGGCCCCUAAUUAAGAGCUGGUCGAUUUGGAGCGUCUCUACGAUGAAACUCUGGCUACGGCAGCCGACAAAAGAGAGGUGCCCUUGGCGACAGAAAUCGAUCUGCCGCAGGGCACAGUAGUGGAGGAGACGCCUGCAGGAAAAGAGCCUUCUGAGGGAGCCCUUCCAGGAGUUGGUGAAGAUGGUAAUCCUGUGUCAACUUCUUCGCCGAACAUGAACAUGGCAGACGCUGAGGGAGGACCUGUAUGGAAGGGAAUUUUAGUUUCAAUUUUCUUUUUGCUUUCGAAGUUUGUUUCCUUCCUUGGAAGAUAGUUUCCAAAUUAUUCCCAGUCAAGAGUAGUCAAUACUCGUACAUCAUUCAAGGGGAACAUGAACUUAUAACUAUUAUGUAGUACGAGGACAAUCGUCUCGAAGUAAGUAGUUUUCAUUUUCCAUACCGUGGAUGUUGAUCCCCGAAACUGAUUAGGAACGUGACUGUAAAUACGAUUUUCAACAUGAACAAAACGGUAUCAAUCAUUUUUCCCCUGUAACCCUAUCCCACUUCCAUCCAUGACUUCCGGUGACCAUAGAGAACGAGGCUUCGUCUCCCAGUUUCGUUACCGCAACAGCCGCGCAAGAUGGUGUCACAGAAGGGCGUACUGUUGAGCAAGACUUUUCACGCGAGGAUACUGCUCUUACAGUCGCGCCUCCAGGAGUGGCGGACGCCAGCACUAGGACAAACAACAAUAAUAAGUCGAAAGAUGCUGAAAGUCUUCAAAGUGGAAGAAUACAACAACAAUCACCGGAUGCUGUAGCUGAUCCGCCAUUGUCUAUGCCAUUAUCGAUGCCGACGUCAAAGCCUGCAGACGGCAUAAAACGGUCAGAGGGCAGCGGGAGAGACGGUAAUUUGCGUUUUUCUAGAUUAAGAAUUCGUCCUGUUCUAUGAUCUUGAGUAAGCUGAUGUUGUGCUCGCAAGAAUUUGAGAAACAAAGGUUUUAUAUUCGUAAUAGACCGGGUCAUAAACUGGUGAUAUUACUAUCAACUUCUGAAGGUGGAUGAACAAAAAAGAAAAGCAUUUUCCAAUUUUCAAUCGAAAAAGAACUUGCGACAGGUUCCCAUACUGCGACAAUAGAAGACGGUGAGGAGGGAGAUGCGCCAGACUUAGCGGCUGUGCGACGCGAGCAGCGCGAACGUUCGAUGCUGCAGCCCGAAAAAGAUGGUCUGCCCUGCUGUGCUUGUCGAGAGGGCGCUGAUGACAUUGAAUGUUGCGUCAUGUAAAGAAAGUGCACACUACCAGACAAACUCUGAUCGUUUAAUUGCACUUAUGGGUUACCUGUACUUCACAGAUUAAUGUAAUCAUGAUUUUUUUUUUCGCUCAAUUACUAUCUGCAUGAUAGAUGGACGCAACUUGUUGUUUCCAUCUCAAUGUUUCCAUUUGCUUAACGGCUUCAGGCAAUCGUGAAUGAUUUCUUCUGUAAGAAUUUGGCUUCGGCAAAUCCAAUGAUUCCUUUGUGAAAAGGACGCAUCCGUGCAUAGCGAUACGCUUUGACAAGAUAGGGACUCGUACCAAAUGACAGGAGGAGGUUAUUCUGCUCUUUACAGAAGGUACAGGAUAAUUGACAGGCCUCAACGGCGUCAGGAAGACGCAUAUUAUAAGAGGUUACAUGACAUGACAUGACAAGAAGCUCGACCCACAAGCGGUUUUUCCCUUCAAUUUAGUUUCCGGUGAUCCAGCUUUAUCCUCAUAGCUGGUGAACCUGCUACGUGUCAGCUAU
Amoebophrya sp. A25 is the source of this 4408-nucleotide messenger RNA. NCBI's taxonomy places the organism in Eukaryota, Dinophyceae, Syndiniales, Amoebophryaceae. The record is from the annotation of a GenBank genome assembly.